CCACCGUCUGCAUCAUCUUGAAUGCAUCGGAUUCUCUAGUCGACGAGCCUGGUUUGCAGUCGGAACCAUGAGGAUCAUUGAAAUUAUUAUCGACGGCUUUAAAUCGUACGCUGUGCGUACGGUGAUCUCGGGAUGGGACGAGUCCUUCAACUCGAUCACUGGUCUCAAUGGCAGUGGUAAAUCCAACAUCCUCGACGCCAUUUGCUUUGUCCUUGGAAUUACGAAUAUGAGCACCGUUCGCGCGCAAAACCUACAAGAUCUCAUCUAUAAGCGAGGGCAGGCUGGUGUGACCAAAGCCAGCGUGACCAUUGUUUUUGAUAAUCGCGAUACGGCCAAGUCACCGAUCGGCUUCGAAGAGUAUGCGACCAUCUCAGUUACCCGACAGAUCGUUCUCGGCGGUACGAGUAAAUAUCUGAUCAACGGCCAUCGUGCGCAGCAGCAAACUGUGCAGAACUUGUUUCAGAGCGUGCAGCUGAAUAUCAACAAUCCCAACUUCUUGAUUAUGCAAGGAAGAAUUACGAAGGUUCUGAACAUGAAGGCGGUUGAAAUUUUAUCCAUGAUCGAGGAAGCCGCUGGCACACGGAUGUUUGAGGACAGGAGAGAGAAAGCAGUGAAGACAAUGUCCAAGAAGGAACUUAAAUUGCGCGAAAUUGAAGGCCUAUUGAAGGAGGAAAUUGAGCCCAAGCUUGAGAAACUCAGGGCAGAGAAACGUGCUUUCCUCGAUUUUCAGCAGACUCAGAAUGAUCUGGAGCGUCUCACCCGCCUGGUCGUCGCGCACGACUACCUCAGAAGCGGAGAGCGACUACGGGCAUCUGGCGAGGAAUGUGACAAUAAGAGGCGGAAGGUGCAAGCCCUUGAAGAUAAUGCCGCCAAGCUCAAGAGUGAAAUUGCACACAUGGAGGAAGAUGUAAAGCGGGUAAAGGCGGCCCGGGACAAGGAAUUGCGAAAGGGAGGAAAAUUUCAAGCUCUCGAAGACGAAGUCAAAGCCCAUUCUCACGAACUCGUUCGGUUAACGACGGUUUUCGAUCUGAAAAAUGCCAGUAUCGCGGAAGAAAAGGAGAAGCGCAAAGAGUUCCAGAAAGCGGUAAGCGAUUUGGAGGAAGUGCUUAAGGAAAAGAAGAAGAUUUACGACAAGCUUCAAGCACAGUAUGAUGCCGCCAAAGCAGAACUCGAUGCCCAGACAGCAGAAGUAGAGCAGAAGGAGGAAUUACUACAAACAUUACAAACAGGCGUUGCAUCCAAGGAAGGCCAAGAGAGCGGAUAUCAAGCGCAGCUACAAGACGCUCGUAACCGUGCGAGUACAGCAGUUACCGAACAAGAGCAAGCAAAGCUCAAGAUCGCACACCUGGAGAAGAGGAUUAAGGAGGAAGAACCGAGAGCGAAGAAGGCUAAGGAGCAGAAUUCGGGCCUCCUGAAAGAUCUCGAGGGCCUGAAAUCUCAAGCCAAAAAGCUCGAAGCUGAGCUAGCCAGGCUUGGGUUCGAACCUGGUCGAGAAGACCAGCUCUACCAAGAGCAAAGCCAGAUCCAGAGAGAGAUCCGUGAGUUGCGCCAAAGAGCUGACGGGCUUCAGAGGAAAGUUGCGAACAUAGAUUUCAACUACACCGACCCACACCCGAACUUCAACCGAUCCAAGGUGAAGGGAUUGGUGGCCCAGCUUUUUACCUUGGAUAAGGACAAGCUUCAGGCCGCAACAGCGCUGGAGAUCUGCGCUGGAGGUCGUUUGUACAACGUCGUCGUCGACACUGCCGAGACCGGUACGCAGCUUCUUCAGAAUGGAAAGCUUCGCAAGCGGGUGACCAUCAUUCCACUAAAUAAGAUCUCCUCGUUCAGAGCAUCUGCAGAGAAGAUUGGGGCUGCUCAGAACAUCGCUCCUGGCAAAGUCGAUUUGGCCUUGUCUCUUAUUGGGUAUGAUGACGAAAUCACUGCAGCGAUGAACUAUGUUUUCGGAAAUACUUUGAUUUGCAAUGAUGCAGAUACAGCAAAGCGGGUAACAUUUGAUCCUGAGGUGCGCAUCAAGAGCGUUACCUUUGAUGGCGAUGUUUAUGAUCCUUCCGGUACACUAUCCGGUGGCAGCGCACCGAAUUCCAGUGGUAUGCUCGUAACCCUUCAAAAAUUUAACGAGAUUACAAGGGAAAUACGGAGCAAAGAGCGUGUUCUGGCUAGCCUGGAGGAGACAAUGAAAAAGGAAAAGAAGAAACUGGAUGCUGCUCGUUCUAUCAAGCAGGAGUUAGAUCUCAAGAACCACGAGAUCAAACUCACUGAAGAACAGAUCAGCGGCAACUCGUCUUCAUCGAUUAUCCAAGCUGUUGAAGAAAUGAAGGCGAACAUCGAACAAGCCAAGAAAGAUAUCACCGAUGCCAAGGCUCGUCAAAGCGAAGCAUCUAAGGAUAUCAAGCGGAUUGAGAAGGACAUGAGUGAAUUCAACAACAACAAGGAUAGCAAGCUUGCAGAAUUGCAGGCUUCCCUGGACUCUCUUAAGAAGGGCCUCGCGAAGAAUUCAAACUCAGUCAAGAGCCUGCAUAAAGAACUCCAGGGCUCAAGGCUAGAAUCAGAACAGGUUGGAAGCGACCUAUCUGCAGCAGAGGAGCAGUUCGCCGAAUCCGAGAAUACGCUGAAGGCUCAGAUGGAGGAAAUCCACUCACUUAAGCGGGAACAGGCUCGAAUUAAGGAUGCCCACGACAUUACCCAAGCACAUCUUGAAGAUGAGAGGGCCAAAUUGACUGGAUUCGAUGAUGAACUCCGUGACCUGGAACGAACAAUGCAGACGAAGAACUCCCAAAUCACCGAGGAAGGCUUAGAAAUGCAAAAGCUUGGACACCAGUUAGAGAAACUCCAGAAAGAACAGCAGGCUGCGGCGCAGGCAGUGGCCCAUUUGGAAGAAGAGCACGAGUGGAUUGAGGACGAAAAGGACAACUUUGGACGCCCCAACACAGCUUAUGAUUUCAAGAAUCAGAACAUCGCAGAAUGCAAGGCCACCCUACGCAAUGUUACCGAACGCUUCCAAGGGAUGAAGAAGAAGAUUAAUCCUAAGGUCAUGAAUAUGAUUGACAGCGUGGAGAAGAAAGAGGCUGCUUUAAAGAACAUGAUGAGGACAGUCAUCCGCGAUAAAAGCAAGAUUGAGGAGACCAUUCUCAAUCUCAACGAGUACAAGAAAGAGGCCCUGCACAAGACCUGGACUAAGGUCAACGGCGAUUUUGGACAAAUCUUCGCAGAGCUCCUGCCUGGUAGUUUCGCGAAACUGGAUCCUCCCGAGGGCAAGGACAUCACGGACGGUCUUGAGGUCAAGGUAUCUCUGGGUAAGGUUUGGAAGCAGAGCUUGACGGAAUUGAGCGGUGGUCAACGGUCUCUGAUUGCGCUCUCCCUAAUUAUGGCCCUCCUCCAAUUCAAGCCCGCCCCCAUGUACAUUCUCGAUGAAGUUGACGCUGCUCUGGAUCUGUCUCACACACAGAAUAUCGGUCGACUAAUCAAGACCCGCUUCAAGGGAUCUCAGUUUAUUGUUGUGUCCCUCAAGGACGGCAUGUUUCAGAAUGCGAAUAGAAUCUUCCGAACCAGAUUCAGUGAGGGCACCAGUGUUGUACAAGCUCUCACCCCAGCAGACAUGAAAUAAUCGGCUCGAGAUGCGCUUCCUUCUUAUGUUGAUAAUUUGAUAAUUCUUCUCGGGGGUUUCUCAGUCUGGGCACGGUGGUACAGGACUUCUGAUGUGACGGUGUUUUGGGGAGAGUGUAUAUAUGGAUUCUGGAUAAAUUCUUGAAAUUCUGUCUUUAUUGCUAGCUUCUGUUUAAUGAUAUGACAAUGGCAUCACGAGAAC
Molecule: messenger RNA, 3808 nt
Organism: Aspergillus ochraceoroseus IBT 24754
Lineage: Eukaryota; Fungi; Ascomycota; Eurotiomycetes; Eurotiales; Aspergillaceae
Product: condensin subunit SMC2
Exons: 6
Coding region: 68-3607 (1179 amino acids)
Biological process (GO): chromosome organization
Cellular component (GO): chromosome
Molecular function (GO): ATP binding; ATP hydrolysis activity; protein binding
Source: RefSeq, a predicted model, not a curated record